Fibroporia radiculosa is the source of this 1902-nucleotide messenger RNA. RefSeq lists its product as uncharacterized. Gene Ontology annotation, molecular function: molybdenum cofactor sulfurtransferase activity. NCBI's taxonomy places the organism in Eukaryota, Fungi, Basidiomycota, Agaricomycetes, Polyporales, Fibroporiaceae. The transcript has 5 exons. The record is from RefSeq and is a predicted model, not a curated record. Bases 1 to 1902 code for a protein of 633 amino acids. Gene Ontology annotation, biological process: molybdopterin cofactor metabolic process.
AUGGGCAACAACCACUCCUCUUCCGUAGACAUGUACCCUCAGCCUGUACCUGUCUCCAUCCCUCGCUCCCACUCGCACCCCAAGUCGCACCCGCAACCCCACCCGCACCCGCACCCGCACCCGCACCCGCACCAGCACCAGCACGUCCACCCACCCCGUCUCUCUCGCAAACGCUCUGCAUUCACCCUCGGCUGCACCUCAGCGUCCGCAUUCGACGACGAGCCCCCCCACAUCCCAUACCCUGUCCCCAUCAAAGGCUGCGACCGUGCCUCCCUCACCACCACAUCCUCCUCCGAGCGCGACCUGUCCGACAACGAGAAGCUCGGUGCCCACACCCCGCACCAGGCCCUGCACAGGAAGCGCUCGUUCGACCCGCCUCCUUUGUAUGCCCUCUCUACCUCGACUGCAGAACUGCUCGACGACCGCCCCGCCGCCGCCUACCGCAACUUCCUCAAGGUGUAUCCCGAAUACCAGCUGACCUGGAUCCUGGACAUCCUCCGGCGCACCGACUUCUCGCGCCUGGACCGGUCUGGCGAGACGUACGUGGACUACAUGGGUGGGUCGCUCUACCCCGAGAGCCUCAUCCGGGUCCACACUGGGUUCCUGCAGCGGAACGUGCUCGGGAACACGCACAGCGUCAGCAACGCAUCACGUAUGUCCUCUGUCUGCGCAGAAGAAGCGCGUGCUGCCGUCCUGUCUUUCUUCCGUGCACCUCCGGGGUAUACUGUUGUCUUCACGGCAAACGCCACCGGUGCACUCAAGCUAGUCGGUGAAGCAUUCCCGUUCUCAGCAGGGGGUGCGCUCGUACUCGCAGCGGACUCGCACAAUAGUGUGCACGGUCUCCGCCAGUUCGCCCGUUCGAAAGGUGCUGACGUGCACUAUAUCGAUGCCCUGGAGAGGGGCGGCGUUGAUGUGAAUGAAACAAAGGAGAUUCUCACUCGACACCAUCCGCGCCACCGCAAGUCACCCCCGUCGCUCUUUGCGCUUACCGGACAAUCGAACAUCUCGAACACCAAGAACUCGCUUUCCCUCCUUGCCCACGCCUCAUCGUUAGGAUACUGCACACUUCUCGACGCAGCCGCGCUUGCGCCGACGUCGGUGUUCAACCUCGCCGAGACGCCUGUUGAUGCGCUCGCCGUGAGCUUUUACAAGAUGUUCGGAUUCCCUACGGGCGUCGGUGCGCUCAUUGUGCGAGAGAGCGUGCUCGAGCGGCUAGAGCGGCCAUGGUUUGCCGGUGGGACCGUGGAUGUGGUUCAGGCCCCGGGUAACGUGGUCACCAUGAAAGAUGACCUGAGGGAGCGCUUCGAGGAUGGAACUAUCAACUAUCUGAAUCUGCCUGCGAUCACGGAUGGCUUGCGCUUCCUCUCGGCGUACCUCCCCUUCCUUCCCCUUCGCCUCUCGUGCCUCAUGCACUACCUCACUGGCUCCCUCGACGAGCUUCGACACGAAGGCUCGGACGCGCCUGUCGUGCGCCUUCUUUCCCGUCUUCCAACAAAACGGCUGCGAGCAGUCGGCGAGCAGAGCGACACCGGUUCUGUCGUCUCGCUUAUCUUCCUCUUCCCCUCCGGCGAGAUGAUUCCCAACUCGUUCAUCGAAUAUGCCGCCGCACAACAAAAUAUUUCCUUACGCACGGGGUGUAUGUGCAACCCUGGCGGCGCCGCGGCGCUCCUCGGUCUGCAGGACGCCAUGGCUGCCCUUCCACAUGAUGCGUCGCUGCACGCGUUCGAGGCACAUAUGGGCCGCGAGCUCGGCGUCGUACGGAUAUCGCUCGGGCUUGCGAGCGACUUCCAGGACUGCUGGCGGGUCGUGCGGUUUGCGGAGAGCAUGGGCUCCGCGAGUGAGCGAGGGCGGAUGUGGGACGAGUGGCUCGCGCGGCGGCAGUCUGGCGAUUCGCACCACUGA